Messenger RNA from Parastagonospora nodorum SN15, 877 nucleotides. RefSeq lists its product as hypothetical. The transcript has 2 exons. The record is from RefSeq and is a predicted model, not a curated record. NCBI's taxonomy places the organism in Eukaryota, Fungi, Ascomycota, Dothideomycetes, Pleosporales, Phaeosphaeriaceae. The coding region runs from base 121 to 747 and encodes 208 amino acids.
UUGGAGCUGACUUAUACUGCACUCCGGGUCAGAUCGGACACUUUCUGUAUUACUUCAAAGCAACUCAUCGCUUACUUCCUUCACCACUUCUAUUCCCAUCCCAAUUUUCAAUCGACAGUUAUGUCUACAGCACGCAUUUCCACCCGCGCCCUCCGCGCCCUCACAUCCACAUCCACCUCCACCUCCACCUCCACCUCCAAAACCACAACCCGCUCCCUGUCCAUCACCGGCCCAACAACCUUCUCCUCCAUCCUCACAUCCGACAAGCCCACCGGCACGCGCUCCGCCCCGCGCCUCCCCAACCUCCCCCCUCCCACCAACGACACCGGCAAACCCGCCCGUCACUUCAACACCAGCCGCACCCUCAAAGCCGUCAACGACAGCUCCACCAUCGACUUCGCGUACCUGCCCGAAUCCGGCUCUGACGCCCAGGCGAGCAACCAGGCCUUCAGGGUGCCGAUCCUGCCGGGCAGGGAGGCUAGUGAUGCAGUAAAGGCGAGGAAUACCGAGGCGGAGACGCCUGUCUUCAUCCCUGUUGUCUCCACCGCAUCUGCGGAUGAUACGCAUAUCCACGCUCCCUCCGCUUUGUCCGAGACGACGAGCGAUCUCCAAGGCCUGGCUAGUUCCGUUGCGAAGACGCUUCAGACGAGGAGCGAGGGCGAGGGCAUGACGAAGCAGAUCUUGAAUGAUUUGUGGGAGGACAUUGUUGAGUUGGGACAGGGUGGGAAGCCGCUUGCUAAGGCUUGACGUGUGGUGUGAUGAAGAGACAGGGUGUUGUGUUCGAUUCAUGGGAUAAGGGAGGAGAAAGUUCGGUCUGGCUUGAAGUGCUCGAGCUUAUGAGAUCAUGCAAAUUUUAUUGUAAUAUGCUGCUGCGUGC